Molecule: messenger RNA, 1032 nt
Organism: Polistes dominula (European paper wasp)
Lineage: Eukaryota; Metazoa; Arthropoda; Insecta; Hymenoptera; Vespidae
Product: ultrabithorax
Source: RefSeq, a predicted model, not a curated record
AUGAACUCGUACUUUGAGCAGAGCCCGGGUGGCUUCUAUGGAAGCCAUCAUCAUCAAACCGGUGCUGCGAGUCAGCAUCACGAUCCCGCGACAGCGGCAGCCUAUCGAAGCUUUCCUCUUGGGUUAGGCAUGUCACCGUACGCUUCCAGUCAGCAUCAUCAUCACACGUCCGGUACUUUGGGUAUACACCCAGGAGGUGGUAGCAACACAAGACCACCACAGGAUUCGCCGUACGACGCGAGCGUCGCGACGGCUUGCAAGCUUUAUUCGACGACACCAGAGGCAACCGGACACACGACUUCCUCCUAUUCGACGACAGCGAGCAAAGAUUGCAAACAACAAGAUCAAACGACGGCCCAUCAGAAUGGAUAUGCCGCGGCGAUGGCCGUGGCCGCUGUCAAGGACGUUUGGCAGUCGGCGACCUCUGCUACCAACGGUCAGACCAAUUCGGUUGUACGUCCUUCCGCCUGCACGCCCGAGGGCACGAGGGUCGGUACCUACGGCGGCCUCGUGGGCGGCGAUCCGGCAUCGAGUCCCGGCAACAACGGCACCUCGAGGUCCCUCGCCUCCACCUGGAACACCUGCAGUCUCAACUCGACCGCGAGCCAACCGGUCGCCACGCAACUCCAUCAGCAACCCGCCAAUCAUACCUUCUACCCCUGGAUGGCUAUAGCAGGUAAGGACGAUAUUGCUAAGCCACAUUGGACAUGGUUGCAAGGAGCGAACGGACUGCGCAGGCGCGGCCGACAGACCUACACGCGUUAUCAAACGUUGGAACUGGAGAAGGAAUUCCACACGAAUCACUACCUCACCAGGCGGAGGCGGAUCGAGAUGGCACACGCACUAUGUUUGACAGAACGGCAGAUCAAGAUAUGGUUUCAGAAUCGACGGAUGAAGCUGAAGAAGGAAAUACAAGCGAUAAAAGAAUUGAACGAGCAAGAAAAGCAAGCGCAAGCGCAAAAAGCAGCGGCAGCGGCCGCGGCUGCGCAUCAGCAACAAGGUGGCGGUGGGGGUCCUGAGGGGGGUAACUAG